Molecule: messenger RNA, 1256 nt
Organism: Plectropomus leopardus (leopard coralgrouper)
Lineage: Eukaryota; Metazoa; Chordata; Actinopteri; Perciformes; Serranidae
Source: RefSeq, a predicted model, not a curated record
ACAUGCCAAGCAGGACGUCGAUGACGAGUACGGUAACGCAAGCUUUAACCGCGGCCUGCAGUCCUACUACGCUGUGGCUCACGCCGUCACUGAGAAGGUGGACAAACAGUCGACGCUGCUGGUCAACGGGCAGCUCAAGCAAUACCAGAUCAAAGGUUUGGAGUGGCUGGUGUCGCUUUACAACAACAACUUGAACGGCAUCCUGGCAGAUGAGAUGGGUCUCGGGAAAACGAUCCAGACCAUCGCCCUCAUCACUUACCUCAUGGAGUACAAGCGCCUCAACGGGCCCUUCCUCAUCAUCGUACCUCUCUCAACUCUAUCAAACUGGGUCUAUGAGUUUGAUAAGUGGGCUCCGUCUGUCGUCAAAGUCUCCUACAAGGGGUCUCCGGCUGCUCGUCGUGCAUUCGUUCCCAUCUUGCGCAGCGGCAAGUUUAACGUGCUGCUCACCACAUACGAGUACAUCAUAAAAGACAAGCAGGUGUUAGCAAAGCUCCGCUGGAAGUACAUGAUCGUGGACGAAGGUCACCGUAUGAAGAACCACCACUGUAAGCUGACGCAGGUCUUAAACACUCACUACUUGGCGCCACGCCGUCUGCUGCUCACGGGCACGCCGCUGCAAAACAAACUACCUGAGCUCUGGGCGCUGCUCAACUUCCUCCUGCCCACCAUCUUCAAGAGCUGCAGCACAUUCGAGCAGUGGUUCAACGCCCCCUUCGCCAUGACCGGAGAGAAGGUUGACCUGAAUGAAGAAGAGACGAUCCUGAUCAUUCGACGUUUACACAAAGUGCUCAGGCCGUUCCUGCUGCGCCGACUCAAGAAAGAGGUCGAGGCCCAGCUGCCCGAGAAGGUGGAAUAUGUGAUCAAGUGCGACAUGUCGGCUCUGCAGAGGGUUUUGUACAGACACAUGCAGGCGAAGGGAGUCCUGCUCACAGACGGGUCAGAAAAAGACAAAAAGGGUAAAGGUGGAACGAAGACACUGAUGAACACUAUCAUGCAACUGAGAAAAAUUUGCAACCACCCCUACAUGUUCCAGCACAUCGAGGAGUCUUUCUCCGAACAUCUCGGCUACUCUGGUGGGAUCGUCUCUGGCCCCGACCUGUACCGCUCCUCUGGGAAGUUUGAGCUGCUGGAUCGCAUCCUGCCCAAACUGAGGGCCACCAACCACAAAGUGCUGCUCUUCUGUCAGAUGACCUCACUCAUGACCAUCAUGGAGGAUUACUUUGCAUACAGGAACUUCAAGUACCUGCGUCUGGAUG